Aspergillus welwitschiae is the source of this 1287-nucleotide messenger RNA. RefSeq names its product inositol phosphorylceramide synthase regulatory subunit KEI1. The transcript has 4 exons. Gene Ontology annotation, cellular component: inositol phosphoceramide synthase complex; Golgi membrane. Gene Ontology annotation, biological process: inositol phosphoceramide metabolic process. Gene Ontology annotation, molecular function: inositol phosphoceramide synthase regulator activity. The record is from RefSeq and is a predicted model, not a curated record. The coding region runs from base 1 to 1287 and encodes 428 amino acids. Lineage: Eukaryota; Fungi; Ascomycota; Eurotiomycetes; Eurotiales; Aspergillaceae.
AUGGGGCAGCGCAUUGGCGGUGACCACAGGGGCAUCGAUCGGCGGGCGGAUCGCCCGGAAAAUCGUGCCCCUGUGAAACCCGCAAUUGGGCGCCAGCGUCACUUAAACACGCCCGGCUGCGUCCUCUUCUUUCAAUCUCGCUCUCCCGCCACUUUGAUAUCCCUCCUCGGCGAUAUCAAUCAUGGGUUUAUCCCGUCUCCUCCGCAUCCCGCGGCCAGAGGAUGGGAACCAGACCCUGUUUGGACCCCCGUUGCCCGGUCGCGCGCUGAAAUGAGGCUAACCAUCGCAUCCCGGCUUUCCGGUGACCUCACACAGACUUUCCUCUAUGUUAUGAGUCUCCAGACAGGAGCUUCCUUGAUCACUCUCUCCUUACUCCUCAAUAAAAUCAGCGGACUUUAUGGCUUGCUCGCCCUGUUGACCGGUUACCACCUCUCUCCGGUGCAGCUGUCCAUGUACAUUUACUCCCUCCUCGCGCUCGGUCUCGCAACUCUGCUCUUCCCGCACAUCCGGAAACAAACGCCGCUACAAUGCCUCGCGCUCGCUUGGCUCUAUGUCUUCGACAGCCUAAUAAAUGCCGCCUAUACUGCAGCUUUCGGUGUGACCUGGUUCCUGGUUGUGUCUCAGCAUUACGACAACGGCAACGCCUCGGGACCGGGUGGUGAGACCAUCGCCCAGACCGCUGGCUUCACCAGCCCCAAGUAUGACACCACCAAAACAGAGAGCGGUCCCUACGCAAGGAGGCCGGAUGCGCUCGGGAACGCUGUGGCACAACCUGAAAGCUUCCAAAGCAUCCUGGUCAUUUGCUGUCUCUGGGUCAUUCGUGCUUACUUCGUCUUCGUUAUGCUCGCUUUUGCUCGUCAGGCACUCCGCCUCUACGUCGCCGUGCCUCGCCACACCCAACUCCCCACUCACAGCCGUAAUACCUCCAUCGCGAGCGUCGCCAGUGUUGCGGACAUCGACCGGGAGCCCUUCUCCCCGUAUAGUCCCGAUGGCCAAGGUUGGCAGGGAAAGCUUGGGCGCAUCAUGAUCAGCAUCGGUCGCAACUACUGGCUCGGCGAGGAUGAGGAAGGCGGAAACUGGAUGGCCACCCUUGGCCGCCGUUUCCGGGCUCGUGCUGAAGACAACGAACUCCCCGGCCCCCUCGAGCGGGAGAGGAGACGUCGCUCUGGAACCGGACCUCCCCAGCCCUCCCAGUCCGCCUUUCAGGCUGUAGCCUUGCAACAACCGAUCCAUGAACAGGUCCCGGGAAUGAACGUGAAGAUGCACGGCUGGACCGAAAGCAGGUAA